AUGGAUCUUCCGGCCGCUCAUUUCCUCUUGCGGCACAUGCAAGCGGCACCGGCAUGGGAGGCGAUGUAUCUCCAUGGGCUGCUCCAUCGGAUUGAAGGAGAUUUGAACAAUGCGAGGGCAUGGUACGGAGAUGUGAAGGAGUCGGAGGUAUUCAGGUCGGUUUGGAGUGGGACGGAAUCUGGAGGAGACGACGCCUCGAACCAAACGACUUCGCCAGAGGCAGCAUUCCAGACUGCCAAGUCUUUCCUCGACCGGGUCGAGGCGUAUAAGAAUUCCCUCUUGUCAACAAAGUCCAGUUCGGGCGCUACCUCCUCGGAAAAGUAUUUUCCGGGAGAGGACGAGUUGGCGGAAGUCUCUCUGUGGGAGAUACGUCGUUUGUUAUCGUUCUGCGAAGAGAAAUUCGACACCAACCCCGUGAUGGAUGCUUCGAACGUCUGGGUAUCGAUGAAUGAAAAGCACGCUGAUAAAGCCGUGCAGAUGAUUACUGGGGGCGAAGGAUGGAGAGAGUUUUGA
Cladophialophora yegresii CBS 114405 is the source of this 513-nucleotide messenger RNA. RefSeq lists its product as uncharacterized. Bases 1 to 513 code for a protein of 170 amino acids. The record is from RefSeq and is a predicted model, not a curated record. NCBI's taxonomy places the organism in Eukaryota, Fungi, Ascomycota, Eurotiomycetes, Chaetothyriales, Herpotrichiellaceae. The transcript has a single exon.